This is a messenger RNA of Gymnodraco acuticeps, 1264 nucleotides long. RefSeq names its product transmembrane protein 138 (gene tmem138). Gene Ontology annotation, cellular component: cilium. The transcript has 5 exons. Bases 648 to 1136 code for a protein of 162 amino acids. NCBI's taxonomy places the organism in Eukaryota, Metazoa, Chordata, Actinopteri, Perciformes, Bathydraconidae. The record is from RefSeq and is a predicted model, not a curated record.
AGGCAGAGUGGGUAGCAUUGUCUGCAAAUAAGUAGAAUAUGAGCGUUGUAAUGUUUCUUUUUGGCUCGAUAUGACUUCCUUUAUUUUUCAUACUUUGUUCCGGUAAGUGGCCGUUAUUUCGUACAUGUGAAGCUGUGAUACAACAGUAUGAAGAACCAGUGUUAUGAUGGUAACGAAGCAAAACGUGUCUGGAGGGAGUUCCUCGAAGUUAAAAACCGAGGAAAUGCAGCAGACGAGGACACUUUCCACAUCAAGGAUGUCAACAUGCAGCAUAUGAAAAUAUCUCAAACAUCUAAUCUGGUAUCGUGGACUGCAUUCAAUCAUCACCAAGACACUUUUCCCUGAGGACUACAAACAACAUGUUUAUGAACAGAGGGACUAACUGGAGUGGGGAUAACCUAAAACAGAAUAGAACAUAUUAGUAAUAAGUAUUUUGACUAUGUGAAUGGAGAAGUCAUGUGAGUUCUUUCUGCCUACUGUAGUCUACACCUCUGCAGUUUCUCUGUACUGAAGUAUGUAGAGGGUGAAUCUGAAAAGACUUGUGUCACCAUCAAGUACCUACGUUUUGCAAGUCUAAAGAAAACAGCCAGAAGCGAGGAGGCGAACAGACUGUGAGGCUUGGUGCUUUGCAAGAUCCGUCCCUGAAGAUGCUGCAGACUGGUAACUUCUCACUGGUGCUGCUAAUCCAGCUGACACUGUUGGCCUAUGACCUCUUCGUCAACUCCUUCAGUGAACUCCUGAGAGGAGCCCCGGUCAUCCAACUAGUGCUUUUCAUCAUGCAGGACAUCGCCAUCUUGUUCAACGUGAUCAUCAUUCUGCUGAUGCUGUUCAACACCUACGUAUUCCAGGUGGGCCUGGUGUCCCUGCUGCUGGAGAGGUUCAGGGCGCUGCUGAUAAUCUCUGCUCUUUACCUGACGCUCAGCAUCUGCUUCCACUGCUGGGUGCUGAACCUCCGAUGGUUUCAGUCAAACCGAUUUAUUUGGACUGAUGGUCUUCAGGCUCUUUUUGUGUUCCAGAGAACAGCGGCAGUGUUGUAUUACUACUUCUACAAACGCACAGCAGAGUGUAUGGGUGACCCGAGGCUGUAUGAAGACUCUCUGUGGCUGCGUAACAUCUUCACCAGAGCUCGUCAGUGAAUAAGACAGUUUUGAGAAAGACUUUAAGGAAAAUAUUUUUGAAUUAUUUGUACAUCUAUGGAUCACCCUAUGUUAACUUGCAUAUCUGAAAGUUGAACGGAUACAAUUCUUGGUUAACUGAAGUAAAU